Scophthalmus maximus (turbot) is the source of this 2136-nucleotide messenger RNA. RefSeq names its product probable global transcription activator SNF2L2. Gene Ontology annotation, molecular function: protein binding. The transcript has 6 exons. Gene Ontology annotation, cellular component: RSC-type complex. Lineage: Eukaryota; Metazoa; Chordata; Actinopteri; Pleuronectiformes; Scophthalmidae. The record is from RefSeq and is a predicted model, not a curated record. Gene Ontology annotation, biological process: chromatin remodeling. Bases 374 to 1285 code for a protein of 303 amino acids.
ACUCAGAGCUCUCACCACGAAGCCAUGAGUGAGCGUGUUGCUGCAGGCUGGAGUCAUAUGUCCCCGCAUAGGGUUUUACGCGACGAGGAACGCUCCCUUUAAAAUGCAAUGCAGAAAUGAUGAUGAUGAUGAUGAUGAUGAUAAAAAAUAUAUAAUGAAUUCCAAAAAAAAAAAAAAUGGACCCGAUAACUUUAACAGCAGGGGUAGGAAGAGGAGGGAGAGAAAAAAAACCCCGUCUGGCAACAGUCGAUAUUAAAAACAUGCAGAGGGAGACGAGCUCGGGGCCUUCCAGAGUCAGGAAAAAGACGUCGGAGAGCUGCGGACAGGAGAUGGGCACGGCAUCUGGAUUUCCCCCCAGCCCGCUGAUUUGUACAUGAAAACACAGCGCGCGUAUUCUCCCCCCUUCUGGGCUCCGCUUCCGAGUGAUCAGCUGAUGAAGAGACUAGCAGCCCGCCGCUAUGCUGGUCUGCUAAUUCUCUCCCCCACAGCUGCCGCCGACCCUGGGAGCCAGCCUGCGGAGUGCAGUCAGCCUGAGGCAGGAGAAAACGGUUCACUGGAGGACAUGGAGGAGGACAUCAGUCUAAAGAAGCGUAAAGGUGAUCACCAUGGAGAGGAAGGGCUGCAGGCCGGGCUGCAGGCCGGGCUGCAGGCCGGGCUGCAGGCCGGGCAGGAAGCCGGCGAAAAGGUGAAAAGGAAGCGAGGGCGCCCCCCAGUAGAGAAACUGCCUCCAAAUCCACCCGAACUCACCAGAACACUGAACAAGCUUGUUGACAUGGUCAUCAACUACAAGGACGGGUUGGGUCGACAGAUCAGUAAAGGCUUUGUGCAGCUUCCCUCCAAGAAGGAGGCGCCUGAGUACUACGAGCUGAUCCGAAAGCCUGUGGACUUCAGGAGGAUCAGGGAACGUGUGCGCAAUCACAAGUACAGAAGUGUGGGCGAUUUGGAAAAGGAUAUUUUCCUCCUGUGUCACAAUGCUCAGACUUAUAACCUGGAGGGAUCUCAGAUCUAUGAGGACUCAAUUGUCAUUAAGUCUGUUUUCGAGAGUGCAAGACAGAGAAUUGUCACGGACGAGGAACAGAAAGAGGCGGUUAGCACUAGUCACAAUGAUAAUGGCAGCAGAGCUGAAGACCAGUUUGUUCCAUCAGCAGCGGUGAAACCGUCACCAGUCCAGCUAAAGAAGGGGAUUAAGGAGGAGAGAAGCAGAAACACCAUGGCCAAGAGGCUCCACAGUGAUUUAGACAGUGAUGAGGACCUAGACCACAACACUACAAAGGAUGAAGGGUGAACUCUAAGGCCUCAAAGGUCAAUGUUUUUGUAUUCAUGUUCAUGUCUGUUCACUGCCACAGCCCUUUUCAUUGGUUUCCUCAUUUUCUAAGCAAAUUUAAAAAAAAAUAAAACGUCUUUGAAAACAAAACAGGAAAGGCCCACUCAAAGAGAGGCACUUACGGAAUAACGCUUUUUCCUUUUGAUGACUCGUGCCACUCAAACAUGCCUUGCUGCACUUAGUGCUGUUCUUUUAAUUUGACAGUUUUUAUAAUUUCCCUGUGAUUGCUUCUGCAGAUAUUAUGUAAAAAAACUAAAAACAGAAAAAAAAGGGUUUCACUGACUGUUUUUAAUCAGUAUAUUUGAUUGUAUAAAAAGCCUACAUAUGUCUUGGAGCAUGAUCUCGCCUGAAGCUGGCUCCUCCAGGGCAGCAGCCGCUGAAGAUGAUGUGUUCAGGGCGAGGGAAUCGAAGCAGGAAACAGGAACGUCUUUAUAAAGAAAAGAAGAACAAAUGAACACUGCAAGUGUGUUUAAAAUCUCUGAAUUUGAUUGGAGAUUAUAUUUUAGACAAUAAAUAAAAAUACAGUGGCAGUAUGAAUAAAAAGAGACUUGAUUAGAAUAAAACGCUUUUUAUCGGCUUCUGAUGGAAUAAGUUUGGGUCUAAUUGAGGAAACUGAGGUUAAACGUUUUUUCCCCCUUGUGCUGCAGUAUAUUCACAUAUUGUACAGUCUGUGAAAAAAAAGUAAGUAAACACUUAAUUGCUUUUCAUUUAAUCUCCAAGUUGAUGGGGAGGACUGAAGACAUCAUUGUUAAGACAAUCCCUGAAAUCAUGUAUCACCUAAACAUUUGUGAAAUAAAUUUUACCAAAAAGUC